AAUCAGAGUCGUGCACGAUCAGUCUCCCUCGUGUCGCGCAUCGCUUCGCGUUUACAACGGUAAUCGCAACACGAACGAUGUCUAAUCGCGAAUAUAUAUGAAUUUAUUGCCUCGUACCAAUUUGGUUUUUUGAAAAAUUUCAUGGCUUGCAAACACUUCACGAAACAAUAACAGCUUCUUUGAUGAUAAUUUUGCGAAAAACUGACAGACCAACGGAAAUUAUCAAUGAUCUAGUUUAAUGUAUAAAAUAAAAUAAAGAAUUCACGGAAAGAAGAAUAAACUGCUGAAUUAAGAAUUGUCUGCAGUUUUGUCAAAUUGGUCCCCGAUUGCAUGGCAUCGCAAUACAGCUGAUAUAACGAGACCGGAAGAGUACCAUUGCUCUGCUCGACGGCAAACAGUCUUCACUGUUCUGCAGCACUGCUCUCUUUCUCGGUACAACCGACGCUAUUACUAAAGUGCGGUCUAAAUAUAGAUAAGAACGCGUGUUUUUGACGUAAAUCACGUCGCUCUUUUUAUCCCAAUUCAACGUGCUACUGAGAUCGAGGUUUACGUUUCAGCGUUAUCGAAGACUUUCGUACAAUGAAGUUUGUCUUUCGAAUUCUUCUUACGUCUUGUAUUCUAGGAUUAACGAAAGCUGAUAUCAAUACACUAUCGAAAUCGGAGUAUAAUUAUAAUGGCGCUGAGAGAUUAUACUGUCCAGCGAACGCUUAUGUCGGGACUCAACCAGUUAAUCGACACGACAGUUCUUUGCGGCUGAGACAACUGAGAUCCGAGAUGGUUCGGGUGACUGCAGUUCAAGGGCCACCUCUCGAUGGCUAUAUCGUCACUUCAGACGACGAGCAUCAAACAGUGAGCUUCAUUUCUCAUGGCCGUGAAGGCCCUCUAGAGAGCGAAGCUGUGGAUCCACAUGAUAUGAGAAGAGAAUUUCUUACUGGAUUCUAUGGAAGUGCUGGAGAAGCCAUAGUCACUAUUGAUAAAGCAGUACUUUGGACUGAUGGCCGAUACCAUGUUCAAGCAAACCAUCAGCUAGAUUGCAAUUGGAUUUUAAUGAAGCUAGGUGAACAUAACGUACCCACGAUAACAGAAUGGUUAAUGCAAGAAUUUCAAAAUCAAUCAGAAACACGUAUUGGUGCCAAUCCGAAAUUAAUACCUGCGUUUACGUGGGAGAUAUGGGAAAACGAAUUAGCGAAUUCGUCCAUAAGAUUGGUCGCGGUCCAUAACGACCUAGUGGACUUGAUCUGGCAGGUGGGCCGACCUGAGUACAAUCCGCACGCGGCGUAUCCGCUAGCGGACGAGUACUCUGGCAAACCAUGGCAAGAGAAAGUUCAAAGUAUCCGACUGGAAAUGGAGUUAUCGUCGGCUGACGCACUCGUCAUCACCGCGCUGGACGAGAUAGCGUGGCUCUUCAACGUCCGCGGCUACGAUUUACCGCAUACGCCCGUUCUCAGGGCCUAUGCGAUUAUCACUCACGAAUCUCUGCAUCUCUACGCGCCGCGUCAAAAGAUCCUACGAUCCGUUGACAUACAUCUGAAAAUUGAUUCCUGCUCCCAUGCCAACUGCGUCAAAUGGCACAAUUACUCAGAUAUUUGGAACGAUUUAAAGACCAUGUCUCAAAUUUGGAAUACAGUGUGGCUCCCAUCGCCGUACGGUUAUUCGCCGGGUGCAUCUACAGAAAUAUACAAUUCCAUUCCGCCAGAGAAAAGAUUAGCUAAAGCUUCGCCUAUAAUCGAUCUAAAAGCAGAAAAAAACAAAGUUGAAGUGGCAGGUAUGAGAAGAUCUCAUCUAAAAGAUGCGAUAGCUAUGUGUGAUUCCCUAGCUUAUAUGGAAGAACAAUAUAAAUUAGACGCCGAAGGAUGGGACGAAAUGCAAGUCGCGAGGGUAAUCAAUGAAAUUCGUUACGAGCAAAACGGCAAUAUGGGUAUCGCCUUCCCAACGAUCGCGGGAUACGGACCGCAUGCUGCUAUGCCACAUUAUGAACCGAAUAAUUUAACAAACAUUAAAGUCGGGACCAAAUCCACAUUAAUGAUCGACUCUGGAGGGCAAUAUUUGGAUGGUACCACAGAUGUGACAAGAACUCUUCACUUCGGAGUGCCGACCGACGAACAGAAAAAAGCCUACACAAGAGUGCUGAUUGGUUCAAUUGAAUUAGCGUCUUUGAUCUUUCCCAAUGAUUUGACGGUAGACCAAUUGGACAUUAUUGCGCGAAGGCCAUUGUGGAGCACUGGUUACGAUUACAUGCAUGGGACUGGUCACGGAAUCGGUCACUUCUCUUCAGUUCACGAAUCGCCUAUCAGCUUGUCAUAUUUUGGGUGCAAAAAUUCAGGAUGUUCCAUCAAGUUGAAGCCAGGAUUCUUUCUUUCAAACGAACCGGGAUAUUACAAAGAAGAUGAUUUUGGAGUUCGUUUGGAAAAUGUUCUUGAAGUAAUUCCGGCUGGCAAAUUGUCUCACAGUGGACAAAGAUUUCUCAAAUUCAGAGACGUAACUUUGGUCCCGUAUGAACCGAAACUUAUCGACAUUAAUAUGCUAACUCCACUGCAUCGUCGUUGGCUAAAUAAUUACAAUAAACGUAUACGGGAAGAAGUCGGUGCAGAGUUAAAAAAGAAUUUAAAAAUGAAAGCAUUUUACUGGAUGAUGGUGAAAACUACAACCAUUCCAGAAACAGGUUCAGGCGGCUAUUUUUUCCCAGAUUCUCAAGCGAUGCCGUCUACCAGUAGACAAUUCCAUGUUUUAGUUGUGAUCAUUGCCAUUUAUCAUGUUGUAGCAAAUUUCACGAGAAUAAGCGACUAAACUGGAAAACACGUCGAUCACGAUACUUGGCGAGUAUUUUAAUUUGCAUCGUAAAACUUUUUUUAUCAUAAAAUAUAUCAUUUCCAAAAGUUGUUAUAGGGUAUCAUAUAAUUACAUUUAGGCAAAAGAAACAUAGAAAUAAACUUUAAUAAAUUA
Molecule: messenger RNA, 2943 nt
Organism: Solenopsis invicta (red fire ant)
Lineage: Eukaryota; Metazoa; Arthropoda; Insecta; Hymenoptera; Formicidae
Product: xaa-Pro aminopeptidase ApepP
Exons: 13
Coding region: 580-2787 (735 amino acids)
Molecular function (GO): metalloaminopeptidase activity
Source: RefSeq, a predicted model, not a curated record